AUGAGACAGGAUGAGUUUAUAAUGAAGAAGCAAAGUCUGCAGAUCUUGGAUGAUCCUAGGAAUAACAUUGGCUAUGGCCCAGGAAGAGACCCACAUCAGUCUGUCUAUGCCAGCCUGGGCAGAACCAAAGGGGGACUGGUAAUCAAAAACCCUGAGCUCCUCCAAGACAACUGGCACAAAAGGCACAGUGUGGCAGACCCAAAGUCCAACAUAGACUACAGAGACAAUAAAGAGUCCUCCAGUCACAUGUAUGGUGGGGCCUUUGUGAGGAAACAGGCAGAUGGUGGUGGAAUAAGAGUGGGUGCACAGAAUGGAGGAUAUUCUUCAAAUCUGAAUGAGGAUCAGAGAUCUGUCUCUCAAUAUGAUGUCAAAAACACAGUGGACAUAAAGAGACCCCCUGUUUCCAUUUGGAAAGAGCCUCCCUCCAGAACUGUGUCUGCAGCAGCCCUUGAUAUGAACAGCAAAGAGCCCACUUACAAGUCCACCAGUACAGCAAUGGGCUCACCUCGUUUCCUCAAGAAGAGCUCCAAGAAAAUCAGAUCAUUGCUCAACAUACCAGAGAAAAAAGAGGGUUCCCCUCUAACCAAGGAAAAUGUAAUUCCAAAAAGGGGUGGUAGCUCAGACACCAUAGUGACUGAGGAAGAAGAACAAAGACCAAACAGAGAGAGGAAGGUUCCAUCGCAGAGUGGCACCGCAUAUCCAACCAGAUCCCCUACCAGGCUAAAGAUGGACAAGAACCACUUUGCAGAUGAUAUAGGAAAAUCAUCAGCCCCUCGUUUCAGCACUGACGAGCUGCAGCAAAACCCUCCUGCCAGAGCUACAUCCAUUAGGACACAGGGGCAGCCUACUGUCAUUGAUGAAAGACAUGAAAGGGCAAGCCUUGCAUCAGGAAACUGGCGUAGCGAUCAGGGGGGCAGUAGUCGUUUGUAUAGCAGAUUUGAGCCUUUCUGCUCAUUUGAGAAGAAUCAACCCCACUCCUUACAAUCUGCAACAGGCCCUGCACCCAUACAUGCCCCAGAGAAAACCAAGAGCAUGCACUCUGCUAAAAGUAACUCCAACAAUGAACAACACAACCACACUGGCCAGCAAACAACUAGCCACCAUGAAAACAAACUGGGAAAAUUUAUACAAAGAGUAGGGAAUUUCAUUCACAAAAAUAAGUAG
Molecule: messenger RNA, 1164 nt
Organism: Salvelinus namaycush (lake trout)
Lineage: Eukaryota; Metazoa; Chordata; Actinopteri; Salmoniformes; Salmonidae
Product: protein FAM83B-like
Exons: 1
Coding region: 1-1164 (387 amino acids)
Source: RefSeq, a predicted model, not a curated record